This is a messenger RNA of Lingula anatina, 3458 nucleotides long. RefSeq lists its product as uncharacterized. Gene Ontology annotation, molecular function: cysteine-type endopeptidase activity; NAD+ poly-ADP-ribosyltransferase activity. The record is from RefSeq and is a predicted model, not a curated record. NCBI's taxonomy places the organism in Eukaryota, Metazoa, Brachiopoda, Lingulata, Lingulida, Lingulidae. Gene Ontology annotation, biological process: proteolysis.
CAGUGUGGAAUUUCCCAACAGUAGGCCUACGUAGCACCUUGGGAUUUUCAACCUUAUUUUUACAAUGGCAAUCAAAGUCAUAGACACGUGAAUCGAGGCAGGUUGUUGUUAUUUACGAUCUAUAGUUGGUUGGAUUUAUAUCGUGCACGGUCAAGAGUUAGAGGAGACGGAGUGAGACUGUCUAGCUAUUUGGCCUUUGUCGUCACAAGUGUGGUGGAGAUAUAUGUGGGUACCACGGCCACAGGUGAAAUAAGAUUUAGGACAAGAGGAAGGGAAUCGAACACCGACAGCUAGCUAAAUACGUCAUCCAUCCUACAGGUCAGGACAUAAAGCUGCUUACAGCAUUCUUCUUAGAUGCCAGGAUUGUGCUAGAGGACCAUAUGCUGUUACCCGGACAUGGCGACCGGAGGGGCAAGACCGAAAACAAAUUCCAUUUGGGGGAAUGCUCUUAGGUGGUUUACUGGAAUACAAAAUGAAGUGACGGAAAGGCAGGAUCGCAGAUAUGGGAGGGAACACAGAGCAAACGGCGAUUACACUGCUCAGGAUUUCCUCGGUGCCUCAACGUCUAGCUAUGAUCUUCUUGGAGGUUUACCAGAUACGCUAUCUAGUCAGUUAAACAUUUCAAGACGCAAGAAAUCCAAAUACGAAAAAUUCACCGAAUCCCUGUCAAAUCCAUCCCAAAGUGCUUGCUUUACAAUGGGCGUGAGUGCCGAGAUUUUCUGCGCCGUCACGGAGCUGGUUCAGGGAACGUGGCAAAGCAAGAAAACAGGGCGUGGGCGAGACACGCGAAACCUUGAGCACACCUUUAUUGUGGUAAAGAGAGUCGAGGCCAUCAAAAACGAAGGUUUACUAGAGCGUUAUAAACUUACCAAGCGGCAGCACCGCUUACGUCAAACACAGGGCCGCUUAAAACCUUAUUAUUACGUGGAUCCCACAAUGAAAAAGCCCAUGACUGUCGAGACCGAAUCCCCUGUAUUAGAUACACUAAAUGAGGACAUCAAUGAACAGUACCUGUUUCACGGAACAAAGAGUGCAAAUAUCCCAUCUAUUUGUGCUAUGGGGCCAGAUUUCAGGAUUGCUCGCAAAGGAAUGUUUGGUCGAGCAAUUUAUUUGUCAGAGAGCGCCACCAAAGCGGAUCAGUACGCAGACGAGAUGGACAGUAGACGAACGGAGGACCUCCAAAUCCUGAUUUGCCGCGUUCUUCUCGGCAAUGCCUACUACUGCGAGGAACAACAGACAUUAAGGAGACCGCCGUGCGUCUGUGGGGAGAAGAUUUGCCGUGACCAUCACGAGACCUUCGACUCCGUGAUAGGUGAUACCAGGAAGUUAUUCCGGGAAUUCCUCCUAUUCACGGCGGACCAGUGUUACCCGGAAUACAUCGUGACCUAUGACCGCAUUGACCAAUUCCAGGCUAGAGCCGUGCCUCAACUACCGGUGACGUCACUAUGUCUGAGAGCUGCCGAUCCUGCUCUGUUCAUGGAGGAAGCUUACAAGGACGAUGUCUACCAAAACUGUGGCCUGCCCCGUGGACGCGCUGUCAUCGUCAACAACAUCAAUUUCCAGCACCAUGAGAAGAGAGACGGGUCAGAAAUGGACUGCAAGGCGCUGGUAGAGCUGAUGGAACAGAUGAGUUAUACCGUUAUUGUGCAUAAUGACCUGACCGCACAGGGAAUCUUUGAUGUGAUGGAAACUGAGAGCAAACAACCUAGCCACUGGACUAGUGAUUCAUUCAUCGUGUUCAUUCUGAGUCACGGUAUGAGUAACGCAGUAUAUGGGACAGAUGGCUACAGCUUGCCCUACAGUAUGAUGUAUAUGCACUUUACCACCGACAGCUGCCCCGCCCUGGCGGGAAAACCAAAAAUGUUUUUUAUUCAGGCUUGCCAAGGAACAAAGAAAGACAGUAGAGUCGCGGGAGAAUCCGUCCCUCUAACAAUGAGACAAGAUGGCGGCCAGUCUGAUUCUGCGCGGGCGCGUUGCAAUGAAAGCGAGUCCAAAUUUGGUGCUAACAUGUGUGACAUCGCCGUUGCCACGGCAACCACUCCAGACUACGUGUCCUGGAGAAAUAAGGAGAACGGGUCCUGGUUCAUCAACGCCAUUGUCAGAGUGUUCAGUGAGGAGGCGAGGAGUAAACACUUCCUGGAGCUUCUCACCUCGGUGAACAGCUGGGUUGCCAGUAUGAAGACCCAAGGUCAAGGUCAGUACCAGCAGGUGUCCAGCAUGGAAACCAUGUCCUUCACCAAACGGUUUUACUUCUGGCCCCGCCUCUGUAUAGUAAAUGGUGAGCUCCAGGAGUUGGACUAGAUGUGUGACGUCAUGAGAUGGCUUGAUAUAUAUAUAUUCCCUUUUGUUUUGUUUAGUUUUAUCACCACAACAUUACUGAUAAGGGGCUGUAAGUAUCGACAAAUGUCUGAUUAAAGAUAAAUAUAUAAAUAAAGAGAGAGUAGUGUGCGCUAACAAAGUACUUGUCCAACAUUAUAUUAGGCGCUCGUGUUAUUUACAACAAGCUAGGCGUCUUUCACGGGUGUUGCAGUGUAUUUCUGGUCCUGGUUUCCUGUUAUUUUUUUAAUUAACUUGAAAACCAAAUUGACCAUUUGUUUAACGUUGAUUGAAUACAUGUGCAAUAGGUAUUUAAUGACUUGUCAUGCUGCGUGCCUUGCUGUCAAAUACAGUAAUAUAACGGGAUUCGAUAUUUAUAUGCUACAAGUAGUUUUUUGCCACAAUAUUUAUGUUAUUUGCUCAAUAUAUGUACUUUUCAAGGGAAAUUGCAGCAACGUGUUUUAGGGUCUAAUUUGUUGUAGGGAGUGUUAGAUGUGAAAGUUACUAUUUACAUGUUUAUUCAGAUUCCUUGCCUCGUUCAUGUGCUGUGAGGAUUAUAUUAAACUAUGGAUGUAGAGCUAAACACUGCUACUAAGAAUGUGCGCCAUUUUCUUAAGAAUAUUUACUUUUAAAUAAUAAUCUGCUGCUGAAGAAACAGUGACAAUGUUGGGGUAUUUUUAUUUUCUUGUUCCCAGUUCACUUGGAAAAUGAAUAUACCAUUUGAAAAAACGAAAUGAAUUUAAAAACUAGUGUUGCGAUACUAAUUAAGUGUUGUGAAAUCAUCGUUAAUGCAUAUCAAGAUUACGUACAACUCAUGAUCAGUAAAACAGCGAGAAUAUCAAAUUAGACGCCAGGCGUGAUGAAGUCAGAUUUAUGCGCAUCAGCUGGAUUGUGUCAUUUGUUGCUUUUGAAUAUGAUUCCAGUUUUAAUACGAGGUCAACUACAGGUAUAUUGGUGCACGUAUUUAGUGUUAUAAUUGAUAAAAAAUGGCAUUUAGAGUAAAUAUUGGUCGCUUCCCUCUUUGCAAAGAAGGAUGAUAUAUAAACAGGUGCCUAAAAUAGCGAUACCACGGAUACACACACACACUCACACACACACACACACACUCGCACAUGCACACACACACACUGACAGUCAAUGAA